UCUUCCAUCAAUUUAUUUCGUUACACAUAAAGCGCACAGCAAACCAAAAUAACAUGAAAAUUUGCUCCCGCAACGAUAACACCACACCGGUCUUGGACGAAAAAUAUAUCCGAUGGACGAACAUUAACGAGGAAGUUGAUGAGGUAACCCCAAUGAUCAUAUUCCAUCUUCAAAAGCUCCGAAUCGAACAUUUCCAGUUACCCGACAUAAAAGAAUAUAUUUGCAUAAAACCAUUCUUUAUUACAUAUAAGGUUGGAUUGUACCUUACCGAUGGAAUAGUAUAUAAUCUUAGAAGUAUAGCUCGAAAUGGAAAUGCCUUUAUGACAUAUCAAAAAAAAACAUUUCUAUGCCGGUUUUAUUUAAAAAUAAAGAAGCUACAGGUUUGA
Drosophila mauritiana is the source of this 386-nucleotide messenger RNA. RefSeq lists its product as uncharacterized. The transcript is spliced from 4 exons. Lineage: Eukaryota; Metazoa; Arthropoda; Insecta; Diptera; Drosophilidae. The coding region runs from base 54 to 386 and encodes 110 amino acids. The record is from RefSeq and is a predicted model, not a curated record.